Messenger RNA from Ostrinia furnacalis (Asian corn borer), 4802 nucleotides. It is a transcript of the gene Vps15, whose product is annotated as vacuolar protein sorting 15. The record is from RefSeq and is a predicted model, not a curated record. Gene Ontology annotation, molecular function: ATP binding; protein serine/threonine kinase activity; protein binding. Gene Ontology annotation, biological process: protein phosphorylation; macroautophagy; late endosome to vacuole transport. Lineage: Eukaryota; Metazoa; Arthropoda; Insecta; Lepidoptera; Crambidae. Bases 280 to 4422 code for a protein of 1380 amino acids. Gene Ontology annotation, cellular component: phosphatidylinositol 3-kinase complex, class III, type I; phosphatidylinositol 3-kinase complex, class III, type II; late endosome. The transcript has 31 exons.
AUCACAUCUCUGCACCUCACUAGUGUCACUGUCAUUAUUGUUGCGCACAGUUGUGUCAAAAAUAUUACAGCUGUUCGUUCAGUUUCGUGUUUUGAAAACAAAAAAUUGUGUUAAAAAAAUCUGCGGGCAUCGUGUGAUUUUUCAAGCACAACAAUCUUUAGCGUUUGUUGUAAUAGACAAAGAAAAGUAUUGGUUUGCUACAAAUUUUCAAAGUUAAACUGGUGAAAGUGAUGUGACAAGUGUAAUUCGUUAUAUUUUUAUUUAAUUACUUGGAAUAUAAUGGGUAAUCAGCUUGUGGGUGUCGCUCCGUCGCAAAUAUACCCCGUGGAGCACUACCUGAGCGACCAUGUUGACUUGUCCUUUGAUCAGAGCUUGGGCUCUACGAGGUUCCUCAAAGUGGCUCGAGCGAGAUCCCGCGAGGGCCUGGUCGUGGUCAAGGUGUUUGCGGUGCAUGACCCAUCGCUGCCGCUGGCAGAACAUAAGGAGCGGAUCCUGAAGAUCAAAGAGCAGUUGGCUUCGGCCUUCAAUUGCUUGCCAUUCCAGAGAGUUAUUCUCACAGACAAAGCAGGGCUUCUCAUGCGCGAGUAUUGCAAAUACAGUGUGUACGACCGCAUGUCCACGCGGCCCUUCCUCACGGCCCUCGAGAAGAAGUGGAUCACCUUCCAAGUGCUGUAUGCGUUGCACCGGAUGCAUAAGCUGGGGAUCUGCCAUGGGGAUAUUAAGCUCGAGAACAUAAUGGUGACGUCAUGGCUGUGGGUGCUUCUCACCGACAUUGCGUCGUUCAAGCCGACGUUUCUCCCCGACGACAACCCGGCAGACUUCAGUUAUUUCUUCGACACGUCUCGACGCAGGCUCUGCUACGUGGCGCCUGAGAGAUUCGUGAGAGCGCCUGAUCCAAAUAAUAGACCUAUGAGUGAUGACAAAAGCGGUGGCCUCUUGCUAAGCGAAUCGCCUUGUAAAGUAGGCGAGCUCGUGCCGAGUAUGGACAUCUUCUCAGCUGGGUGUGCGCUCCUAGAACUUUGGAACGACGGUACCCCAGCGCUGGACUUGCCCGGCUUACUAGCCUACCGUAACGGCGAGGAUCGUCCCAGUACCAUGACGCUCCCAGAAGGCAGCGACCCUCAGCUGAGGGAAUUAUUACACUCCAUGACUGAGCGGAGCCCUAAAGACAGGCGGAGCGCCGAGCUGUAUCUGGAUGAGGCUAGGGGGAAGCUAUUCCCAGAGUACUUCUACUCCUUCCUCCAGUCCUACAUGCUGAUAUUCUCGGCGCAGCCGAUCCUGCCUCCAGACGAGAAGAUCCUGCGUAUCCAUCAGGAUAUACGGAACAUCAUCAAGAUCUUCACUCAGCCGUCCGACGCCAAGAACUAUCAAGAUCUGGUGGACGAGACCACGGAACAGCAGGGCGCUGCGAGCAUUGAUGCGUUGAUGAAGGAUGACUUCAAAGUGUUGAAGCUCAACGUAUCAGACUACGAAGAAGAAGAAGAGAAAGCGCCGGAACCGAGACAGCUAGGGCCUGACAGCGAGGGCCUGAUCCUCGUCGCGUCACUCGUGACGUCGUGCGCGCGCGGCCUGCACCACUGCACCUCCAAGCUGCGCAGCCUCGAGAUCCUGCGGCUGCUGUGCGAGAGCUGCUCCGAGGAGACCGUGCUGGACCGCAUCCUGCCUUACGUGAUCCACCUGUCCCACGAUUCAGUGUCCCGCGUCCGCGCCGCGGCCGUAUGUACCGCGGCGAAAUGCGUCGGCCUAGUACGGAACCUGCCCAAAGCGGACUGCAACGUGUUCCCUGAGUAUAUCCUACCGGAGCUUGCCCCUAGAGCUACGGACCCCGCGGUGCCCGUACGGAUAGCCUACGCUAACAGUAUAGCAAAAUUGGCAGAAACAGCAGUCAGAUUCCUGGAUCAGACUCAAAACAUGGUCGACAAGGAAGCAACCAAUAUAAACUACGAAACAGAACUUUCAGCAUUACAUGAAAUGGUCCGUUCAACAGUAUCGUAUUUGCUGACCGAUUCGCAAGCGGUCGUCAAGCGAGCGCUGGUCGACAAUGGAAUCACAAAACUUUGUAUAUUCUUCGGCAAACAAAAAGCAAAUGACGUGAUCCUAUCCCACAUGGUGACAUUCCUCAACGACAAGGAGGAGGCGGCGCUCCGAGGGUGCUUCUUCGACCGCGUGGUGGGCGUCGCCGCGUACGUCGGCCACCACGCCUCGCCCAUACUGCUGCCGCUGCUGCAGCAGGGCCUAACAGACCAGUCCGAGUGGAUAAUAGCCAAGGCGUUAAGAGCCACCAGCAGUUUGGCAGAAUUGGGACUGCUGCCAAAACAGGCGCUAUGCGACUUAGUUGCUGAAAGCGCGGUGUACUUGGCACAUCCUAACUUGUGGAUAAGACACGAAGUGUGUGGCCUAGUUUCGUGCGUGGCGAGCCUGUUCAACCGAGUCGACGUGCACUGCAAGCUGCUGCCGCUCAUAUGGCCGCAUCUGAAGCACAAGCUGAUACAAGUGGAAAGGGCAGAGCUACUGCUAGAAAGCCUGUCCGAUCCGAUCCCUAGGAAGGUGCUGGAUGCGGUGCUACGUCACGGCGACGUCGACAGGCUAGUCCAGACUCUGAGGGAGCGGAGGAACACUAGGUUAAAGGUAAAACAAGGUACAAUGCCCCAAUAUUCGGAAAUGGGGCAGCAACUUAGGAACCUGUUCAGAAGAUUAGCAUCUGACGGAAUGACAGAACACGUAGAGAAUCAACUGUUGGCCAUGAGUGCUCACCUCAUAAAAAUACAGGGAUCAUCUACACAACACAUAACAGACGCGCCAGGGAGGCUAGUGCUAGCGAACACCAGUAUAUCUAAGUCAUCACAGCUAGACGUGGGGUCUGACGACAACACACUGCCUCAUGUAUCGGAUAAGAUGUAUACGUCGACACAACAGAGGCGACCAAACAAACCGUCGACGUCUCACGAAACGCAUAUGAACACAGAAUGGCAACACAUGUUCGGCCAGUCGCAUGAGCAUCACACUGCCAGAGCAGCGGAAUCGACAAACCAGUCGGCGGCCGGCGCGGCGUCUAUGGCGGCGGCGUCGCACGCAGCCUCCGCGGCGCCGGCGCACUCGCAGAUGGGACACAGCGCCAGUUACGUGCAGUAUAGCAUGGCCCCGUGCCGCGCCGAACUGAGAAACCUUACCGCUCGUAUGCAGCAAAAGUUCCAAAAGUCAUUAAGGACCCACGACGAAGGCGGCGAAGGCAACGACGAAAUCGUUCCUCCCGCGUCUUGGAGACCGGGGAAUCAAUUGCUAGCGUACCUCCAUGAACACAAAGCGCGGGUGAACCAAAUGGUGACUCUGCCAGCCAGUAAGAACAUGUUUGGGUCAUGUUCCGACGACGGGACGGUGCGGCUUUGGGACGCGGCCAGGUUCCAGGGACACGCGUACGUCAACAGGUCCAAAGCGAUGUACAACCGUAGCGCGGGCCCGGUGGUGGCGCUGGCGGCGUGCGAGGGCGGCCAGUCGCUCGCCGCCGCCACGCAGGAGGGAUCCAUAUUCGUGCUCAGGUUGGACAGCGCCUCCUCGCGGAUGACGCUCUCACAAUGCCGUCAAGUGGAGGCCAUGGGCUUCGACGACGGCGGUUGCGAGGCUUUAGCGUGCGCGGGCGGCGUGCACGCCGGCGUCAUCUCCUACGUCACGCUCAUGGGCGCCGUGGUCGGCUGGGACCUGCGCGCGCCCGGCAACGCGUGGAAACUGCAGGGAGACUUGAAGCUAGGAGUGUCCACGUGUCUGUACGCACACGCCGCCGGAUACAUAGCGGCAGGGACGUCCAGCGGCGCCGUCUGCGUGUGGGACCUGCGCUUCCAGCUGCCCGUCACUACCAUACGCCAUCCCAACUCGGAGCGCGUCCGCCGCAUCCUGGGCUUCGGGCGCAGCUCAUCCCACGUGUGGGCAGUGGGCGGACGCGACGCGGGCGCGUGGUGCCUUGAGUCCACGCAGCGAACACACGCGCUGUGGCCGUGCUUUAACGAGCCGCAGCCGCUGCAUUACACACACGCCGCCUCGCAGUACAUAGCCGCGGCGUACUGCGGCACCCGCGAAGGCAACCGCUUCAUAGUGACAGGCGGGUCGGACCAGCGCCUGCGCUACUGGGACCUGUCGCAUCCCGAGGACUCGUACAUCCUGCUGCACGGGCCCUUCGACCCUUUGAAGGCCAACCCCAACUUGGUGAAGUACAGAAGUCGCAUAAUCGACGGCACCACAGUCAUCCAGGAGUGCUGUAAGGUAAACCCUAACGUUCCCAACCCAAUGAUAGACGAGAACGUAUAUCGUGCGGUGGAAUCCCGCACCUUCUACCACACCGCGCCAAUCACCGACAUCACUAUGGUCGAGGGAUCUAAGCAUUACCUCGUCAGUUCUUCAGCAGACGGCGUCAUCAAUGUCUGGAAGUAGACUGUGUGAUCUUCGAACAGGUUACGCCAAGUUCUGCCUUGUUCUUUGACAGAUGGAGGCUCAUUUUUUAUGACAGUGACAGUUGUAACUUCGAAUUGACUUCGUUCCGUUUUUCUGUAUGUUUACUUCGUUUGUGAAGCGAUUUCGAAGUUAAAACUGUCACUUUUUUAAGUUGUCUAGGGGGGCUGAUUUUUAUUAUUUCAUUUGGUUCUCUCCUAGAGGACUUAUUGUACUGUUGUAUCAAAGUAUCAAACCACAGGAAUAUCUAACGUCGCUUGUGGGAUCAUCAAUGUUGGGUAAUUGAUCAAAUAACGAGAUUUUAAAUGACAAUUGACAGCUACUAUGUAGCUUUUCUAUCCUUAUUUCGUGAUAGCUGACGU